CGUACCGGACCGGUCGGUCGGACCGGAAAAACUGAAAACCGGACCUGGCCCGGCACAACAUGGCCUGUGUAUCAUCCAAGAGGCUGCCGGCCGGUUUUUACGGUUGGACCGCAACCGGGUGAAAUUUCGGCCGAUUUUAUUAAAACCGGCGGUCCCUUUAAUUAGCUGAAACGGCGCCGUUUUGACCAAGUAAAAAAAAAAGGAAGAGAAGCAGCGAAAGUCGAAACCCUACUCUCCUCUCCACACUCUCCUCUCGUCUCCCCCGCGCCGCUCUGCCUUUCCAUCCAAAUUCCUUUCCAUCCUCUCGUCUCCCCCCGCGCCGCUCUGCCUUUCUCACCACCGACGACGGCGCCUCGUCCUCCCCAGCAACGGCGCCUCGUCCUCCCCGGCAUCGGCGACUCGUCCUCCCCGGCAACAUGGGAUGGGCAAUCGCUCUAACCCAACCCACCCGAAGACGGAGGAACAGAAGCAGCCGGCGUGGAGAACAUGGGAUGGGCAAUCGCUCUUCAUGGCGGCGCCGGCGACAUUCCACGCUCACUUUCCCCUGACCGCCGCCUCCCUCGCGAGGCCGCUCUCCGCCACUGCCUCCAACUCGGCGUCUCCGCUCUCCAAUCCCACGCCCACCCUCUCGACGUCGUCGAACUCGUGGUACGCCCGCCCAAAUCACUUCCCGGAUAUCCUCUGGCCAUCGGAAAUUGAAUCCAGUAGUAAUUGGCUUGAAUGGGCGGAUUUAUAUAAAAUUAGAAUCUUGUAUCAUCGGAUGUUAGAGGUUGCUAGUGGCUCCAUGGCUGUUACUUUGCAGGUUCGCGAAUUAGAGAACCACCCGCAGUUCAAUGCUGGAAAGGGAUCGGUGUUGACCACUGACGGGACAGUUGAGAUGGAAGCCUGCAUCAUGGACGGCAAAACUAUGAGGUGCGGAGCUGUCUCUGGGCUAACCACUCUUGUCAACGCCGUAUCGGUGGCGAGGCUAGUCAUGGACAAGACUCCUCACAUUUAUCUUGGGUUCCAAGGUGCUGAAGCUUUCGCUAGGGAACAUGUUAGUCCUUCCAACUUUGCUGCUAAUUCACAAUCUUCACUCCAUUGACAUUCUUUGUAUGCAACACUCAGUCUUGAUUUCAUCCAUGUUGUUUUCGGGGUUUUUUUGCUGCAAAAGCUGCCUGCUGUUAGUUCAGUUGGUUUCACCCGUGAUUGAGGGGGUUAUUGAAUCAUCCAGGGACUAGAGACUGUGGAUCCAAGUCAUUUCAUUAAUAAGAGGUGGGAUAAACAUUUGAGCCGUGAUUUGUUUGUGGCAUCAUACUUCCUUAAUCCGGCUUUCAAGUAUGCCAACAUUAAGUUUGUGGUUUUUGUACUAGUUUCUAAAAAUGUAUUUGGAUGAUUAUGAGGUUUAUUAGGUAUUGAAAUCUCGAUUGAAAUCUCGCACUUUGUUGAAUGUUACCUAAGCUUAUUUACUUUUUUACAGUUUUUUAGGCGGUAUAAUCCGGUUUUAUUCCGGUAUUUUCCCGGUAUGGUACCUUAAUUUUGUCGGUACGGUUUUUUAACAAAAAAAUAAUUUUUUUAUUCCAAAAACGGUAUUUGCCGGUAGGAAACGGUUGAACCAUGGUUGUACCACGAUUUACCAUGCCAAAAACGAUUCCGGUUUGAUGUCCGGUACGGUUUCGUAAUCCAUGCUUCACACUCCUGGUGGAUCUCGGUUCUUCUUCUCCCCUGCCGACUUUCCCUGAAAAAUCAAAACCUCACUCGAAUUGUGACCUCCGAGGCCAGAGAUGAAGGAACCCUAUCCAUGGCGAAUCAACUAUCGAAGGCGUCGAACAAUUGGAGUGGUUUGUCUCCUUCACCAAUCUCGCUGGCGGAAUAGCCAUUCUUGCCUCCUACGCCGGGCUUCUCAUGACGUUGGGCAUCACCAUGGUGUCAAUCGUCAAGCUCCUGAAGCCGAAGCCACCACAGCCCCAACCUCUCGCCUCUCAGAUUGAACUCCCAUGAUGAAGGAGCAGAGUCUUGUGCCGCCGCCGGGGACUAUGUACAGAAAAAUCAAGCAGCCGAGAAUCCAUCACAAAUGGCGGAGCCACCUCGAGAAGAACAAGUGAGAAACGAACAAAACCCCAAAAUUGAAGCUAAAACACCCCAACUUCAAAACGAGAGGAAAACCCUUUCACGAGAGACGGAAGCGACAGUACAAUAGAGAGCUAGAUAGCAGGGUGGGGAGUAAGGGUUUGAGGGCGAUUGAGUUUCUUUGCAACAAUUGUGUGUUAAUGUUCUACCUACCCCGCAGAUUGAGUUUCUUUUAAGUGUGUGUACAACAAAAGUAUAAACCUUCCAUUAGCCCCAUUUUUUUUUUUUUUGGUUGCUCCAUCUUGCUACGAGAGUAUUGUUGUUGGCAGUGUAAACAAGGCUUCAAUACAUUGUUUUUUUUGGU
Molecule: messenger RNA, 2413 nt
Organism: Linum trigynum
Lineage: Eukaryota; Viridiplantae; Streptophyta; Magnoliopsida; Malpighiales; Linaceae
Source: the annotation of a GenBank genome assembly